AGCGUUCUUUCCCUUAUCAAAAGCGGUCAGAGUGAACAGAUGACACCAGUCUAAUACUGUACAUGUGCCUGUACAGAGUACCUGUAGGCGGUGAUGAUGGAAUCCUUGAGAGCGUUGCAAUCCCCCACUAACCCACUACUAAUUCCUCCAUCAGACAAUAUCCCACACUGCAUUCUUUAUGAUUCAAUGGACGGGCGGUCAAUUGUGUGAGUGCUGUAUUGAACCAGACAUACCUAUUGUUUCCGCGUCACUCUCCUAUACACAUCCAAGUCCCUACGUUGGAGAGCCAAAGCUAUAACAUCGGAUCACUUCCAAUGGGCAAAAAGAAGUUGACCUGUCUGUCGCUGCAGGUGCUGAAGUACUCCUGGGCAAUUGACGAUGCGUCUCAAGCCGAAUUCUCAUGGACCCAUGAGACGAAAGAGCAUAUGUUCGCGGUUUUCGAUUCAUUCCGUGCGAAUGAGCAUCAGCUGAAGAUCCACCGGAAUCAUGAAGUCCUCAUGACAGUGGAAAUCGUGAAGGAAAUCAAGAAGGCAAACAACCUUCUUAAAAUCACAUCGCAGAAAGGCGUGGAGCUGCUCGAGAACCAGAUUCCUACCAUUGUCAUGUUUCGGAGGACGGAUCUGCUGAUUGCCAUGCGCUAUAGCUCGGAUGACAACAAGAAGAUCACCCGGAUCCAACUCCGGCUCGGAUCCGUGAAGGAAUUCGAUGAAGCGUUGGAGCGGCUGAAGGCGCUCAAUUGUCCAUUGGUCGACAAGGCGAAGCCGGAUACGUCGUUGAGGGGUGGUAUUCCGUCGGCGAGCGGUGCAGUGCCACUAGGUUUAGGCGUGUCGUCUGGGGUGAACUCGCGACUCCCAUCUAUGAGCAAUUCUACUCUGCCAAGCAGGUCGUCUUCCAGUCAAGGAGUUCCGUUCCCUACAAUGUCCGAACCGACCAACUCAGCUACCCAGCCAGCUCCAUCGUAUAGUUCCUACGAACCGAGAAUCCCCACUCCGACAUAUUCACACGGGAAUGUUGGAACCAUGGCUCCUACUGUAGAAGAGCAUGGAAACGAAGCAAAUCGGACGGUUGAAACGCCGGCGGCAAUGUCUCGUCCCACUCAUGGGUCCUCUCAAACCCUUGAUCAAGUCCCGCCACAGCAUCCAAGGCAUCUGCCUCUGCCAGCAGCAGUGUCGGGGAGUACGGAGACCGCAAGGCCAGUUACAGCGCCAACCGCGCCACUUUCGAUUUCCAAUCAUCUCCCUCCCGUCCGACAGCUGCCGCAUCAUCGUCCGCGGUCCUCGCUAUCGCGGCCCAGUGUGGUUGAGAAUCUUGCUACACUUCGGCGGCCGUCGUACGCCGUAGAGAAGGGGGACGCCAACGAGCGGUCACAGGUUACCAGCACGCAACCCGUCGGCGGAACGACGAGCAAGAGGAGGAAACUUGAAUCGGCACCGAGGUCCAUGGAGGCCACUAACAGGUUACUUGCGAUCUUGGAAUCGAGUUUGGGUCCUACGCCUAGUACAUCAGGAGUUCAGCAAAGCGCGGCGAACGCGAAGGUACUGUCCGCGACCGCAUCCGCCAGUUCGGUUACGGGCCAUCCAACCCCCCCGAGACCGAUCAGCUCACCAAUUAAUUCCCCCCUGCUGACGUCUGGUUCCUCUCGGUCAUUGACGACUCAAAGGCCAUCUACCAUACCGCCAAGCAUUCGCUCACCUGGGACGCCGACAACAUCUGCCGGACAGAAUGACACGGUCGACUCUAGUGCGACAUCGGUACUCUUCGACAUGGACGCGCAGAUGACGGCCAGUCUCCAGGCGUACAACCAGCUUGACCGUGCGGCCCGUCGGACGAAGGUCGAUGAGAUGCUUACGAAGAUGAUCAUGAACGACGACUUUCUCGAGCUGAUGAAGGACCUGGAGGGGUGUGUGAAUCGGUGGGGGUUCGAUGUUGAACAUCGGUGGGGCCAGUCGGGUUCUGAAUGAGGUUCAUGGGGAAGGGAGAGAAGGUAACUGGACGCUACGGUGGGGAGGAGGGAGUGGAGUUAUCACAGGAUGGACGACGUAAUCUACUAGUAAAGCAUGUCUUACGGAACGAUAUCACGAAUGACACAGUUCCCGUACCCAUUCCUACAUCCCUCCGUCUCCUCCAGCACCUAAACCAUCUCCCGUGGCCAAGUGAAACCGCCCCGGUCGUGUUGUUAUCCGCUGCAUAUAGAAGCAGUACUGUGGUACGACGAUGCCGAGCACAAGAUCUGGCAUACAAUGCAGGCGGCUCGCGGCUCGCGGCUCGCGGCGUCCAUGGUGCUCGAGGGGGAGUCGAGCCUUUCCUUUUCAAUAUUUAUAAUUCAUCUUUGCUGUUCUU
Eremomyces bilateralis CBS 781.70 is the source of this 2340-nucleotide messenger RNA. RefSeq lists its product as uncharacterized. The transcript is spliced from 4 exons. Gene Ontology annotation, biological process: reciprocal meiotic recombination. The record is from RefSeq and is a predicted model, not a curated record. Lineage: Eukaryota; Fungi; Ascomycota; Dothideomycetes; Eremomycetales; Eremomycetaceae. The coding region runs from base 315 to 1961 and encodes 548 amino acids.